Phalacrocorax carbo (great cormorant) is the source of this 5772-nucleotide messenger RNA. The record is from RefSeq and is a predicted model, not a curated record. Lineage: Eukaryota; Metazoa; Chordata; Aves; Suliformes; Phalacrocoracidae.
GCUGGGGCCGCGCCCGCCCGCCCGCCCCGCGCGCGGGCUCCCACCCCGCCGGCCGUUAAUGUCGGUUGGGGCCCCUUUGCGCUGCGGGGAGAGGAGCCGCAGCGGGAGCUCGGCUCUCUGGGCGGGAAGCCGCGCAAAUAUGAAGGUCAUCACUUGUGAAAUAGCAUGGCAUAAUAAGGAGCCUGUGUACAGCUUAGACUUCCAACACGGAGCUGAUGAGAAGAUCAAUCGACUGGCGUCAGCAGGUGUGGACACAGCUGUUCGUAUAUGGAAAGUGGAGAAAGGACCAGAUGGAAAAGCAAUUGUGGAAUUCUUGUCCAACCUCGCCCGCCAUACCAAAGCAGUAAAUGUAGUGCGCUUCUCUCCAAGUGGCGAGGUCCUAGCAUCUGGAGGAGAUGAUGCUGUUAUUUUAUUGUGGAAGCUGAAUGAUAGUAAAGAAUCGGAACCACUAGUUUUUCAGGAUGAAGACGAAGCUCACCUCAACAAGGAGAACUGGACAGUUGUUAAAACUUUAAGAGGCCACUUAGAAGACGUAUAUGAUAUUUGUUGGACCUCGGAUGGAAAUUACAUGGCAUCUGCUUCUGUAGAUAACACAGCUAUAAUGUGGGAUGUCAUUAAAGGACAGAAGGUUUCAAUAUUAAAUGAACACAAGAGUUAUGUCCAAGGAAUAACCUGGGAUCCUCUAGGCCAGUACAUUGCAACUCUGAGUUGUGAUAGGAUCCUGCGGGUAUACAACACACAAACCAAGCGUGUAGCAUUCAAUGUUACCAAGAUGCCAUCCGGAUCAGGUGCUGAAGGAGAGGCUAGGAGCUAUCGGAUGUUUCAUGACGACAGCAUGAAGUCAUUUUUCCGCAGGCUCAGUUUUACUCCUGAUGGCUCUUAUUUACUCACUCCAGCUGGCUGUGUUGAAUCAGGCGAAAAUGUAACAAACACCACGUAUGUCUUCUCCAGAAACAAUCUUAAAAGGCCCGUGGGUCACCUGCCAUGUCCUGGAAAGGCAACUCUUGCUGUUCGCUGCUGCCCAGUCUACUUUGAAUUGAGACAAGCAUUUAAUAAAGAUGAGAUCAGUCAGAAAUCAGCUCUUGCUCUAUUUAAUCUGCCCUAUCGAUUGGUGUUUGCUGUUGCUUCAGAAGAUUCUGUGCUUUUUUAUGAUACUGAGCAGUCCUUCCCCUUUGGUUAUGUUUCUAACAUACAUUAUCACACCCUGAGUGACAUUUCAUGGUCCAGUGAUGGAGCCUUUCUUGCUAUUUCUUCCACGGAUGGAUACUGUUCAUUUGUUACAUUUGAGAAGGACGAACUGGGAAUACCUUUGAAGGAGAAGCCACAGAUAAAUGUCAGGACUUCUGGUGCAACAGAGAAGAAAGUGAAGAAGAGCCAAUCACAUAAAGUCAUUUCCCCAGGCUCUAGGCUGACAGAGGGGACUCCUCACAGCAGGGCCACCGAUCCCAGCACUCCCACCCUCCAAGCCAGAACACCCACAGCUGCCGGUAAGGACUUGUCUUCCACACCUGUUGGCAUAAAAAAUGUUCCAGUCUCAUCCUCAGAUGAGAGGAAAAUCAGCCAGCCAGCCAGCCAGAGCACUAAAGUAAACCAGCCCAGGAGGAUUACUCUCAACACUUUACAAGCAUGGAGCAGAACACCAAGGAGAGUAAACUUGAUUCCACUGAAGCCAGAUAUGCCAGCCUCUGCAAAUACAGAUACAGUUCCUUUACCUCCUUCCUCAGAACAGGAACAUGAGAGGCCAUUAGCAUCUGAUGAGAGUCUUCAAAAUCCCCCAGCAUCGAAACGUCCUAGGACUGAGGAAAUGUCUCUUUCUACAUCUGCUGAAGAUCAGAUCAGCUGCGAUUCAAACAAAUAAAGGCUAAGCUUUUAGUAGACUCUUCACAGUCUGAAGGCAAUGCAGCCAUACCUGAGAGUGCAUUUCUAUUUGCAAAUGUUAAAGUCUCAAUUCAUGAUUAAAGUACCAUAUGCAUAUUUGAUGUAGUGCUGUGAAGAAAGAAGCUGGCAGUAGAAGAUGCAGGUUUCAGGAAUGUAGCUUUGCAGGAGAAGAAAUAGUUGGGAAGUGACUUUUAAGUGCGCUUCUACUUCUUGAAGACAGCAUUCUUCAAGAAGUGCCACAGCUUAAGGAAAUCAGGGAAAUAUGGGUAUUGAAAAGCCAUACAGUAACUUAAGAGUCUCCAUCAAAGUCCCGAAGUUGAUGCUUAUGAAAGUAUUACGUCUUCCAGCAACCUGUUGGCAAAAGAAUAGAAUUUCUAAGGACUUAAUCAUAAUGUUUUAAUGUGGUUUAAGAUGAAAGAAAAACCAAAACAAAAAACACCCCCAACAAUUUCAUUCAAGCGUCUUGGCUUAUAUGCUUAGCAAUGUGCCAAAUAAUUCAUGCUCUCCCGUACAUGUGGAAUGGGAGCUGAUGUUCACAUGCCCUGAGUACAGCAACAUAUAAUAUGACUGAUAGGAUUGAAACAAAUCAGAACUUGCAACUGCAAGAAACAAGAAAGCAAAAGGAAGACACCCUCUGAAGACCUGUUACAAGCAUUAAACAGUGGAAGAAAGUUUUUAAUAGUUUAGUUUCUGUGUUUUAGAAAAAUGCAGACAUGACAUUUUCUGAGGUAGCAGGAUUUGAGCAUAUACAUUAGAAGUUUCCCCCGUUUCAUUUUUCCAAAUCUUAAAACCCUCAGCCAAUAAAACAUAAAUCCACUGUAUAUUAAGCUUCUAAAAGUUCGCUUCUUUUUAGCAUUUAAUACUUGCAAUAUAAUUGAACUAAGACAUGCAGUUUGAAAGCAAUGAGACCAAAAUAUUUAAAAAUCACUACACUUGAACUUGAUUUUCUAUGGUGGGCAGACACAGCCUCUAGAAGUAGAAUGCUCAGAUACAGUAUUCGGAGCUUGUCCACUUCGUUUUCUUUAACAUCAUGUACUUUUUUUUUAAAAAGUAAGUAAUUCUUAAAAUGUCAUUCUAGCUGAUAAUAGCAUGUAGAAGUUUUAAACAGAUUUUUUUCUUGUGAUUUAGCCUAUUCAUCUAUCAUUUGAAGUUCCAUAGCACACAGGAGGGGAAAGCUGCAAUUCAGAUUAAAGCUCUUUGACUUUCAUUCUUCCCUGGAUUUGGUUGGAUUUGAGGUGUGUAAUUUACUUAGUAUUUGUUUUCUCUCAGUUCCUAAGAAAGUGAACUAAUACUUUAGAGAACCAGAAAUACACAGGUUUCAGAAGUGAUUCAUAAAAAUAUAAGGAGGAAAUAUUAACAAGUAGCUAUGGCAGAGUGUUUCAAGCAAAUGGUGUAUGUUUCCUACAGUUCGAUUUCAACAGAAAUUAGUAAGAAAAGGGUUGUAGGAAGCUAACUGUAUCUUUGCUUUCAACCCCUGAGGUGAGAAUGAAGCUUCAUUAGACUUACCCAAACGUGGGUUUUCUUCUAGUGAGGAGUAUAAAGACUUAAUUAUGAAGCAAAGCUGCAUCUAAAACUGCUUUUCCCCCAGAAUUUUAUAGAGAUACCUGAAUUAAAGUUUGUAGAUCUAUCUGAAUUAAUAGCUAAAGCAGAUAUUUGUAACUGACAUGCAUUGCUGGACUUGCUACUUUGUUUUGUCCAGUUUGAAUUAUAAGGAUACUGGUAUUUAAUCUUUCUGUGGGACAACACUUAGUACAGUAUCACAGUGUUUCAUUUUUUACACUGCAAAGGAUCCUUUGAAUUGAAACUUACACUUCUAAAUACUAAUUGCAAAGCUAUCCUGGUAGGUAUUUUAAAAUCUCUGUCUUCCCCACCCCAGUGAAUUUCAAUGUAAACGACUUUCUGUUGAAAACUAGUAGGUUACAUAUGUUGUUUUAGUGUUACUGGCACACCUGCUCUCUGUGGUCUUCAGUCUUCAGAUGCAAUUAAUUGCCAGAGUAUUCAUCUUUAUUUCAUGCCAUAACCAUUCAGGUGACAUCCACAUUUGUUUAUAUGGUUGCUUAGCUUAUUUUUGCUCUGCCUCGCAAUCUAAUUGUAGCUGUAAGCCUGAUGUGGCUUCCACUGCUUCCAUCUGGAGUUUUCCGCAUCAUGAUAUCUGACAGAAUGCUCUACCUGGUAUUUCGUCUUCCCUAAUAGGAUUUUUUCUUUCCUUUAGUUCUGGUUAUCUCUUGCCACUGUGAUUUCCUACUUCUCUGUUUAUUCUGUUCCUUACUGCCUUGUUGCCAAAUUUAUAUGGCACUAGGUUUUUAACCUUUUUCUAUAAAUGCAUGCCAUUCUUCCUGUAACAAAUUACUAUCUUUUAUUCUGUGACAGUCAGAACUGUAGAUUCCUGGGUUUUGUGAUCUCUGUUUCAGUCUGCAAGGGGCGAUCCCCACAUAACAUUCAUACUUAAGACACUGAAAACUAUUCUCACCCUGUUUAUGUUCUCAGUCAUGCACUAGGUUCUGCUCCAAGACAGAACGUACCCAGCACUCUUUCUAUUUACUGCUUUGUAAGGUGGUGUAUUCCAUAGACAUAAUUCUUUCAAGGGCACCCUUUAGUCCUGGUUUGACUUAAAUGAUAUUUUUAAUUGGCCAGCUGAAGUGUUUGUACUUCAAAUGGACCUUGUUUAAUAUUCCAGCUGUGAACAUGGUGUAGGUGUUGUCAUCUUAGGUCACAUUUUGGUCAGUGUCUUCUGUAAAGAUCUUAUCCACUCCAAGGGCUGUUAUCCUGCUUAUACUGUCUUGAUGAGAUAGCAUUAUGGAAAAAUGCCCAAUCUAUGUCUUUCGACCUUGCAGCACUAAGAGGGAGCUGGACUUACAGAAGUAACUUCUAUAAGAGGCAGCAAAUUGCUGUUAAACUCAGGGAACCAUGGGACUCUCAAAAUUUGAGUGUCCAAGCCCUGUGUCCAUCAGCGCAUUUGGUACAUCAGUGUAUGUCAGUGUCCCACAGGCCAGUUCCCUGCAAAAGCGAAGGAGCAGAAAAAGGAGCAGAGUCACACAACAUCGUUUCCCCAGGCUCUAGGCUGACGGGACUGCUUGAGCAGGGGGAUUUGGACCAGAUGACCUCCAGAGGUCCUGUCCAACCUCACUCAUUCUGUGAUUGUGUGAAUGCUGGCAUUUCCAGUUUGACAUAGUUUGAAUGAGCAAGUGAUUUAACACUUUAGAUGAAGAAGUUACCAGUCAUGGGAGUCCAUUGAGAUAUGUGGUCUUCAUGUGCCCUUUCUUCCCACCUUCCUCAGAAUCACAUGGAUUUUGCAUAGGUACAUGAAGCAUAAUGAAGGGUGGGGAGUGAACACAUCCACUAUGGCUGCUGCACAGAUAGAGUCUUCUGCAUUGUCUGAUAGUGUAAAUAUCUAUGUGGACCAUGUGUCUCAGAGAGUUCAAGUUACAGGCAAGUGGUCCUUUCCCUUUUUCAGAUUGGUUUUCUGGCAUGUCUUAAAUGUACUUACUUCCCUGUGUUGGUAGUAGAUCUUAUAAAAGGUCAUCUCUGAUGUCCCAGUUCUGCAUACUUUCUUAUUUAAAUGUAUGUGUAAUUGUUUUUCCAUGUCAGAAAAAUGGUUUGUUUGUUACCUUAAAGCAUGUGCCUUUUUCUGUAAAUUCAGUGAAGGGCUGAGAAAACCCAGGCUGCAGAAGCGCAAACCACGAGACCAUGCGUAGAAACUAAGUGCAGAGCAACCGCUGGAGGUCGCUCUCCUCACAGGAUUCAUUUUCCCGGGGCUGUGGUGAAAAAUUGCUACUGGCAGCAGGAAAGGGAAAGAAAACACAGUUUUCUUUUCAAAAUCGAGUUGUAGGUGAAUCUAUACAGCCAAUGUAUGUUAUCACCAUAUAAAUUUUUUUUUUCUACAAGUUUCCUACU